Molecule: messenger RNA, 1199 nt
Organism: Salvelinus fontinalis (brook trout)
Lineage: Eukaryota; Metazoa; Chordata; Actinopteri; Salmoniformes; Salmonidae
Product: UDP-GlcNAc:betaGal beta-1,3-N-acetylglucosaminyltransferase-like protein 1
Exons: 6
Coding region: 81-632 (183 amino acids)
Source: RefSeq, a predicted model, not a curated record
ACAAGCUGUCCGGAACCGCUGAGUGUGUGUGUCUGUCUCCCCUCUCUCAGGUGUACACCUCUCACGGCCCUACGGUCGUCAUGCCAACCUGGUUCUGCUCCAGGGAUUGGUUCCAGCGGGUCGGAACCUUUGACGAGGGCGGCAAGGGAGUUCCAGAGGACCUGUUGUGGUUCUAUCAGAGUGUUGGUCAGGGAGGAGGUGUGGUCAGAGUGGACCAGUGUUUACUAGUCUACCGCUACCAUCAACAAGCUGCUACACACUCUGUCCUGGAGGAAACCAUUUGGAACCUCCGUGUGGCCUUCCUCCAGGAGAGAGUUAUCAACCAAUGGGAAUCCUUCACCAUAUGGAAUGCUGGGAAACAGGGCCGGAAACUCUACCGCUGCCUCAGUUCCUUCAAUCAGAAGAAGGUUCGAGCGUUCUGCGACGUGGACGAGAAGAAGAUCAAGAAAGGCUUCUACACCUAUGAGGAGUCCAAGGAGAGGCCCAAGCCUCAGAUCCCUGUGCUGCACUACAGAGAUGCCUCUCCACCCUACAUCAUCUGUGUCAAGCUGGACAUGACCGGAGGAGUGUUUGAGGAAAACCUGAAGUCUCUCCAUCUGGAAGAAGGAGUUGACUACUACCACUUCAACUAACACUCUGGGAUGGAGAGGAGGGGACUACUACCACUUCAACUAACACUCUGAGAUGGAGAGGAGAGGAGGGGACUACUACCACUUCAACUAACACUCUGAGAUGGAGAGGAGGGGAGGGGACUACUACCACUUCAACUAACACUCUGAGAUGGAGAGAUGGAGGGAUGGAGAGACAGAUGGAGAGAUGAAAGGAUGGAGAGAUGAGGGGAUGGAGAGAUGAGGGGAUGGAGAGAUGAAGAGAUGGAGAGAUGAGGGGAUGGAGAGAUGAGGGGAUGGAGAGAUGAAGAGAUGGAGAGAUGAAGGGAUGGAGGGAUGGAGAGAAAGAUGGAGGGAUGGAGAGACGGAGAGAUGAAGGAAUGGAGAGACAGAGAUGGAGGGAUGGGGGGUCUGGUAGAUUGUAAUGAGUGUUUGGAGGGUUGGAUGCUGAGAAGGAUAGAUGGACUAUGACAGUCAUCUGGUGUGCGUGCGCCUGCCUGCCUGCUAUUUAGUUAGUGUAAUAUGUGUGGCAGCAUGUCCAUGUUGAUCGUGGAGAUAAAUAUAACACUUUUUCAAACAUGUCCUCUGAAA